UCAAAUUUAAUGCAGUUUUAUUUAUGGGAACACAUGUUGUGCAAGGGGUAUUAUCUGUCUUGUUGCUCUGACGGAUUUAAUAGGUCGGUAAUUUAUAGCUGCCGUGUCGUGUAGCUAAUUGAACUUAACCUCGAUUUUAACGUGAAGCACAUCUGAAAAUGAACAAUAGCGCUCGAUAGUUCCGUCUGAGUCACUACAUUCGAUUUUAGACAUUGAUAAUAUGACUGAAAACAUUUUCUCUCUGUAGCCACACAAGCGUUGUGUGUUUUCUUAAGUUUUCAAGGGUUUUUAAGGAAGUAGAAGUCUGGAAAGUUACCCUGAAAAGUGUUUGCGCUUGCCGUGACUGUGAAUGACAGGAAAGCUGUUGGUUUGCAGGCUCGCGCACUGACGCACGGGUGACCAUUCAGCUGCGCGGGGUGCUGCGAGAGUAUCAGUUCAGUCUGGGCACACCGGAGCGCGUGAGGCACGGUUGUAAUGUUGGGCUCCGAGGACCACGGAGAGAUUCGCAAACGAAACGCCACCGGAAUGAAGCGGCCUUUCAGCCCUGCCGAAGAUGAAACGCUGACACAACUGACCAGGGACGAGGGCGUGUCCUCUGACGGGGUGGAGUUUACGAGACAGGAUGCCACGCCCACCAGCGCACGUCCGAAGCGGGAACGUAAACACAGGUCGUACACGCUCUGUGAAGUGUGCAACAUUCAGCUGAACUCUGCAGCACAAGCACAGAUACACUACAAUGGCAAAACACACCAGAAACGGCUCAAACACAUAAACAACAGUAACACAGGUACGGCUGCUCAGGGGAGCCCCCUGCUGGCCUCAUUACCGCUGCAGGGUCGCCCACUCCAAACACCUCUGGAUUUGAAAAACUUCCUGCCGUUCCGCCUCAGCGGCUCCUCUCCUCUCAGCCUCUUCCCAAACUUCAACACUAUGGACCCUGUGCAAAAAGCAGUGAUAAACCACACGUUUGGUGUUCCUCAGUCACUAAAGAAAAAACAGGUCAUCUCGUGCAAUAUCUGCCACCUGCGCUUCAACUCCACGAAUCAGGCUGAAGCUCAUUAUAAAGGCCAUAAACACGCUCGUAAGCUAAAGGCUUUAGAGGCUCAAAAGAACAAACAGCAGAGACGACAACUGGACAGUGCACAUCAUAACCGAGACAGAGAGCGAGAGAAGGAUCGUGAAAGGGACAGGGAGAGAGACGGUGACAGACUGAAAACCAAUGCUGUGGAUGGACUUACAGUCCAGACGGAUGACAGCGCAACAGAGGGACUUGCAGUCUGUGACUCUGACGUGAGGAUGGACGAUGCUCACUCCAGUUCGGUGGUCUUAACACCUAUAUCAGAGGUGUCAUCUGCAGACCUGUCUGUAUCUUCCCCUCACUCUCAGCAUACAGACAGCUCGCUGGAUCCUGCUGGUGCCACCGGUGAGACGGGCACCCAGCAGGACAGCCCUGUGGGGGAAACACAGGCAGAGAAGGACCCCAAAAAGACCAAACAACAUCUGCACUGCCCCGUCUGUAAAGUUACAGUCAACUCCACCACUCAGAUGGAGGCUCAUAACAGUGGUACAAAGCAUAAACUAAUGUUGGAUGGACAAAGUGUUGUGCCACGACGGCGAGGGAAAGCAAUGUCCCGUCCCUCGUGUAAAAGCAAGCGAUUGGCCAGUAAGGGAAGUGUGGGCGUGGCCAGCAAGAGCUUCUACUGUGAAGUUUGCGAGAUCCAUGUUAACUCUGAGACUCAGCUUAGCCAGCACAUGAACAGUCGAAGGCAUAAGGAUAGAUUGGCUGGAAAGCCUCCUAAGCCCAAAUUCAACCCUCACACAAAGAGCCAGCCUACCUCAGCAACACUGCAGGGCAUCAGGUGGAACGGUUAUGCGAGUAGUGCUGUGUCUGCAAUGAAGAAAGUUAUCAACCAGUGCAAUCUGUCCUCUCUGACCUCACAGACUAAGCUGGUUCUACAGAAGCAAUUGACAAAAAAUUUGACCGCCAGCUUCUUGCCCUCCCCCCUAACUCAGCACACCCUCUGCACUAUGGCAGCCAAUCCGCUCGCACUCCGUCACCCACCUGGCACUACUUUUAUUCAAACGCCAAUCCUUGGCCCCGCCCUCUUUCGGCCAGCGCCCGGACCUCUGAGAGCCACGCACACCCCCAUCAUUUUUUCCCCAUAUUGAGCACCCAAAAUACAAACAAAGCCACCGAGCUCAUUCAACAAGGGUGCACGUUCACAUGAUUUAGUCUUACGAUCAAUUCUCAGUACCGACGAGUAUUCUCCGUGCUUCUCUCUCCAAGCUACACAUAUACACACACGUAUAUAAAACAAACACAAAGACGCAACAAUCCCCAUAGUGUUCCCUAUAACCCUUAAAGACUGUGCCCUACACGGGCCACUCUUGAACUAUGCAGCAAAGGGAGAGACUGGGAGAGAUAGAGAGGGAAAGCAUGAGAUACUGUAUUAUAAUCCCACACAGAAGGAAGAGCCGUAUAUGGGAGGGGCCUCAGUGCAAACACCAGCCCACUAUGCAGAUUAACGCUUGAUUGACAGUUCACACUGUCCUAAAGUAAGACUGAUAAGGGAAUGGAAAAGAAUCUCUAUAAAAUGGAUAUUUAGCUUUGAUUUAAGUAUGUGUCAUUAUAUUAAUCAGGUUUUUAUUAUAUAAUUUAUUAGAGAAAGCCAAUUUUAGAGACCUAUAACUGCUUUAGCUGUUCGUACGUUUAGUGAUGAAAUGCAAACAUCCCUUUACUUGAUGCUUUUUUAUUUCUUGUCCGUUUUCAUGUCAUUCCACAUACAUGAGCAUGCCUGUAUUCCCAGAUUUCGAGUAACCUCAUCUGACCGGCUUCUCUUACAAACACAAACCUCACUCAUCCGCCGGUUUACAGCUGCUAAAGCUCAAUGUCAUGGGUAAUCACACAGUAAUACUGAGUGUGAGGCUAAUACGAGAAGGUGACAAUUUCGUAGCACAGCAACGCUGUAAUUCAAACACACACACACACACACACACACACACACAUUCGCCCGCUUACUCUCAAUCAGUGUCCCAAUUUUCUCAGUCUUGAUGCAUAGAUUAGAUGAUUUGAGAUUGCAGAUGCUCACACACACACACAGAGACAAUAUCAGAUGAGAUGAUUAUGGUAGAGUCACAGUUUGAUGUGGCCUUUCAUGUCUGCAUAUUUCGUCCUCCGUAUGCCCUCAUUAUGGCCUCCCAAAGGUCAGCGUGCCUGUCAAAAUCUCUCAUCAAAGUCCCAUCUUGAUUAAGAUCUAAUUCCACAGCAUGUUAUUUGUUUGUUGUACGUGUGCGUAUCAUCCAAAACCUGUCGUGUGUUCAUUUCUCCUUUGUAACGGAGGGGAAAACAUUUUGGGUUUGUUUCUGGAAGCUUUCAGUGAUGUAGAUGCGAGAUGAGCCAUUGCCAAAACAUAAUGACUUUAAUAGCGGUUAGUGAAUAUAUUACUUCUAUUGGUGCAAUAGUUUUUAAGAUUACACAGUGCCAGCUACGUAUUACGGCUGUCAGUUAAACAUGUUAAUAUAGUGCGUGUAUACUUGUACGUUAAUAUGAAAGUAAGGAAUUGCAGUGUUUAAAGCUUGAAUCCCCAGCUGCUACGAUAGACAAUGCGUUUCAGUAUACAAAAGUACACCCUGUCUAUUUGAGACAGUUUGACAAACUCCAUUACUUAAUGGAUUGCUUUGGACUAUAGGGCGGUGACAGGCUUAUAUUUAAUGAUAGACUUCCAAAUGCACUUUUUGUGAUGCCUCAGUCGUCUAUUGUGCUGUCUUUUAAAUUACCUUCAUUUGAUGGCUUUUUUCAGUAUAUAUUGAUAGGCCUUUAUGCAAUUAAAUGAAAUGUUUUAAGCAAUUGACAGCCCUAUAAAAACACACAGGCUACAAGGAGUGUUUCUAUCACACUGACCCAGGAUCAGUGUCUACUAUUGUCACCUGAUGGUUUUGGAUGGACUAAUAUCAAUCAUAUUUGACUCCCGACCUGUAGAAAUACUAGUCUGUUGUUUCAUUGAAGCCAUGUCUCAUCUUUUAUUUCGAUGUGUUCUAACAUACAGAGCUUUUUGUAAAUAUUUUAUGAUGAUACAGCUUUUAAAAGUGAUCUAUGAAUCAUUUAUAAUGUAUACACUGAGAAUUAGAGUAAAUCUGUAGAAUUUAUCAAAUGUUUAUUGUAGAUUCUUUAUCUGGUUAUUGUAAUUAAUGUGAUGAUAAGAACGAUCUCUUCUUUAUUUGCCAUUUCGACAUGCUUACAGUAUUAAAAAGAUAACCUAAUCUGACGUAGAUACUGUAUGUUUAUGUAGUAUUAUGUUAAAAUGUAAAUCAAAGUGCUCUACAUGCAAGAGAGAGAAAAAGAUUUGUAAUGUUUGAAGGGACCGCAUAUAAAAAAAGCUACAAAUGGGCCGUUUGAGACCCCAAAUACCCAGAUAAGGCUUCCUAGCCUGAAGUAACGGGUGAGUCUCAUGCCCACUCAGGGCUCUUGCUUUUCAGAGGAGGAAUCGUCCUUGCGCGAAAGAAGCCUGGGGUCUUGAACAGCGCUUUAUAACAACAGCCAUAUUGAAACCAAGCUACAAGAGGCACAACAUGGACAAAUUCUGACUUUCCUGAUGACACUUUAAAAUAGUGACUUUGCUUGGACUCCAUGAAUUGAUUCUCCUGUUUGUUUGUUUGUUUGUGCGUGGAUGUGUGUUUUGAUAACACAUUGACAUCACACUAAUCUCUAUAUUCGAGUUGAAGAACGAAAUGUGAAUGACAAAUAACAUCAGUCUUGGAAAAUUAUUCCAUUCCUGGAUGUGUCACGCUACAAGGUCCAUACAGACAUGGUUGGCUACCAUAAUAAUAACUGUGACUGGCAGGUUAGCAAUUUCACAUUGAUAAAAAAAAAAUUAUUUGUUUGAAAUUCAGUCAUUAAGCAAUAAUUGCGGAUACUGGAAUAUUUUUAACAAAACAGAUGACUCACUUUCUCUUUUUCUCUAUUUUGUGUUACAUGAUUUUUUUAAAAGAUCCCAGCAGGCAUUUCAACGUUGAUUCACCGUUGGAUCAACGUCAAGGACAAGGUUGAAUCAUUGUUUAAUUUCCUUUUAAUUUGGAAAUUGAAUCAACGUUGAACAAACAUUAUUUCAACCAAACUUCAACGUUGAUUUUUAAGCAUUUUCUUAACCUUUUGCAACUGUUUAGCAUUAACUGUUGUAUCAACGUUGUUUUAACGUUGAAACAAGAACUGACAUUAUUUCAACCAUAUUUCAACGUUGAAGGUCAGUCAUAUGCCUGCUGGGAUAGUUUACCUAAAAAUAAAAAUUCUGGCACCAUUUAUUCACCCUCAUGUUUUUUUAAACUUGUAUGCGACUCUUUCUUCUCUGGAAUACGAAAGAAGAUAUUUUGAGAAAUACUUUGGUGGUUUGUGUCCAUACAAUGGAAGUCAAUAGGGUCCGGUGUUGUUUGGUAACCAAUGUUCUUCAAAAUAUUUUCUUUGGCGUUCUGCAAAAGAAACUCAUACAGGUUUGGAUUGGCAUGAAUGUGAGUAAAUGAUGAAAGAAUUUUCAUUUUUGGCUGAACUCUCUUUUGAAUGCAGUGAGUGAUGUAUGGUGGACAGUGUUACUGUUGGCAAUUUGUAUCACAUUGGAAACAGCUUCAUUUGACAUUUCCUUCUGUUUAUUUUUCCUGGGAAUCGGAUGUAUCGUUUGCUGUGUCACAGGCAGUCUUGGGAACAUCCGUUGCCAGCGGUGACAAGACAAGUGGCUGGCAUUUUUUAUUUCUUCCACAUGCAUUCACAUGUGGUUCAGGACCAUUUGAGCAUUUACACACACACACACACAUACACACACAUACUUCGACGUCCUGCCUUGUGCCAAAUUAUGUACUCAGUAAAAUGCCACAUUUUUAUUUAGUUUUUCUCACUAGUCCUCUUUCGUACACGUUUCUAAAUUAAACAUUGCGUUGGUAAAAAAUACACAAAAGCACAAAAAUACCCCCCCCCCCAUAAAUAUGCAUCACAGAGCCGCACGUGAAAGUGUGCGUGAGUGUGAGCGCGGCGCGUGACUGUUCUGCUGAUAAUAAUUGUAAAUUGUGUCAAAUUCAGCUAACUUAAAUGUUUCAAAGGCAUGAACAAUAAAGACAUUUCAAUAAUGCUUAAAAUGGGACAUGGCCAGUAUUGCGUACUUUAAAUAUUGACAUACAUAUAUUUGUUCGUUACUGUAUACUCGAUGCAUUGUUUGUCUGUGACUGAUCUCUUAACAUUGAUCUGUAGCCUACUGUCGGCUGACACAAAGAGAACUGUAUUUUCAUAGGGUUUUGCUCAUUGGUUUUCUGACUCAUUUGCUAUUUCUCUGUACAGGGUGUGUAUGAAUGCGUGAAAACGAAAUAAAGCGGAGAAUGAGAGAGAGAAAUAAAUCGAUUAGAUCUUCCACCUCAGCGCACCGGCUCUUCUUUGAUGGGCUCGUGGGACUGAGGAGAAGUUGACAGCUAGUCAGCUUGGUGUUUUGCUUUUUAUGACAUCCCAGCUCUGUGUAACCCAGCCAAACGGGCUACAGUUAAAAUUUUGUAAAACUGUCCGAAACAUACCCUCGAAUGAUCUAUGAUAAACACUACAUGCAAGCACGUUUAUUCUGUUUUAAUUUUAACGCUCAAGCGCCACCCUGUGUUUCUAAAGAGAACUGCUAGAAACUAAAGAGAGGUAACAGGUGCACACUUUUAGCUGGUUAACAAAUUAUUGGACGUUGUUUUAGCAUUACUAAAACGUACACAAAUUAAUUAAAGUUAUAAGUACUCAUUUGUACUUACAAGAAACAAUACUAUUGACUAGAAUGUGUUGCAUAGUGGCUAUAACGACAUACAUUUUGUUGCGAUUGAAUUCAAUAUGGCUCUGAGGUGAUACAUAUUUUUUAUAUAUUUUUAACAUUGGACAUUUUUUAAUUUCUUGUAAAACUAUCAAGUAGCCAUUUCGACUACAAAUGACAGGUAAACUUGUCAGCUAAGAGUCAAUGUAAAUAGCAACUAACCAAAAAAUAGCUUGUGUAAAAUUAAAAAUUAUUAGAAUACUGGAAUGUGUAUUUAUUCAUUUUAAACUUUAUAAUGACAAGUGAAUAUUUUAAAAUUAAGCCACAGAAAUCUUUAGAUAUUGCAUUCAAAGUCUGGGAUGCCAUGUUCAAAUUUUACAUCUCAGUUUAGUUAUUGUACGGUUAAUACUCAUUCAUCUUUUGAAGGUUAGAGAGAGAAAAACACUAUUAAUGGAAUCUGUAAAUGAUGCCAUCAUGGAGGGUAGCUUAAACUAAGCAAUAACAUCAGACAAAUUGUUCAUCACACACAUACUGACACACACAUUCUCUCACUGGCAGAAGUGGAUAGCCCUCUAUUAUGAGGUCACUGCAGAUUUAGCCAUGAACUAAAUGAAAUAUCCACACUGUAAAAAAGAUAAAGGGCAAAUAAAACCAAUUUUGCCCCUGAGGAACGAGACUGUCAUCUUGAGCUUAUUCACUCGUAGGAUGGCGGCUGUGUUGUUUAAGAGAUAAGCUUUGUGCUGUGUAUAAUGUGUCAUAUAGGUGUAUAGUCUUUUGAUAUAAGUGUGUAUGAGACAUUAAAAUGUGUAAAUAAAUUAAAUGAUGACAUAGGAUUGUUUAAAUAAAAGGUUAAAGUGAUGUACAAUGCAAGGCAAGCAUCUUUUUUAAUAUGACAAUCAUACUGUACAGUGUAAUGCCUUGUAAAGAUAAAGAAUUUAAUGCUUUAAAAUAAACAUUGAAGCAAUUCA
This is a messenger RNA of Paramisgurnus dabryanus, 7729 nucleotides long. It is a transcript of the gene znf385c, whose product is annotated as zinc finger protein 385C. NCBI's taxonomy places the organism in Eukaryota, Metazoa, Chordata, Actinopteri, Cypriniformes, Cobitidae. Gene Ontology annotation, cellular component: nucleus. Gene Ontology annotation, molecular function: zinc ion binding; nucleic acid binding. The record is from RefSeq and is a predicted model, not a curated record.